Linum tenue is the source of this 642-nucleotide messenger RNA. Lineage: Eukaryota; Viridiplantae; Streptophyta; Magnoliopsida; Malpighiales; Linaceae. The record is from the annotation of a GenBank genome assembly.
AAUCAACGGUGAUUUCUUUCUGCUGCUGCUUCCAACAGCAGAGGUAGCAGAAGAAGGAGCUGUUCUAGAGAGAAGAGAAACAAUGGAGUGAACAGCGGCAGCUGCAAUCCUCAGCUUGAUCUGCCCUCUCCUUCUCGGCAAUCUCCUCAUCGUCGCAGCGGCGCCUCCUAAAGCUGCAACAGCAACACGGCUGGAAUUCUUGUUCAUCAUCUCAAUCUUCUUUACUGUAAUGAAGCAGGGGGAAAAAGGAAAGAAAAAGAGAAAGAUGGGUGGGGGAAAGACAGAGCAGCCGCUUAAUGGGAAAGGAAGGAAGAAAGGAACACAUGGGCUGGGGCUGAUGUUCUGAAUUUGGAUUUUGGUUUCGAGUGGCUACAGAAGAAACCAGAAACCAGCCUCCAAAGACAGCACCUAAGGGAGGGAAAAGAUGGUGAUGACUUUUUUGGUUUUGCCGCAUCACAUGCAUGAAGAAUAUCAAAUCAGUGAAUGGUUUUCAUGGUCCAUGCCAUGAAUGUUAAAAUCAGCAAUUUGUUGGCUUUAUUAGUCUUCAUCCGUUCCUCCCAUCCAAUACUCAAUUCACUCGAGUUAUUCCUGUAGAUUUAUCCAUUAAUUUCAGUGUUGUUUUUCUCAGUGGGAACUGUUAGC